Betta splendens (Siamese fighting fish) is the source of this 1867-nucleotide messenger RNA. RefSeq names its product nuclear factor 7, ovary-like. Gene Ontology annotation, molecular function: protein binding; zinc ion binding. Lineage: Eukaryota; Metazoa; Chordata; Actinopteri; Anabantiformes; Osphronemidae. The transcript is spliced from 2 exons. The coding region runs from base 160 to 1812 and encodes 550 amino acids. The record is from RefSeq and is a predicted model, not a curated record.
GCUGGCGCCUUUAAGAGUAAAGCAAUGGCAGAUCAGCAACAUGAGGCGGCACCAGAAAGUGUAAUGUGACUAAACACAAACCGAAGCAGCAGAGACACUUCGCCAGCGAAGCCAAACACCCUCGUUAGCCGUCUGUGCUGCGCUGCAUAGGAACAAGAUAUGGCUACUGCUGGCAGCGUGCUGUCCAAGGAGCAGCUUCUUUGUCCCAUCUGUUUGGACUUGUUCAACCAGCCAGUGUCCACUCCCUGCGGGCACAACUUCUGCAGAGACUGCAUCAACACAUAUUGGCGGAGUUCUGAUGUGUCCCACUGCCCCUUGUGCAAGCAGAAGUUCUACCAGAGGCCCGACCUCAAAGUCAACACAUUCAUAUCAGAGGUGGCUUCUCAGUUCAAGAAGAUGGCGGAACUAACAGAUAAAGAUGGAACCAGUGCGGUAGACACCAAAGGAAGUAUUUCAUGUGAUGUCUGCAUUGGAAGGAGAGUCAUGGCUCUAAAAUCUUGCCUGGACUGUUUCGCCUCUUUCUGUGAGGCUCACCUGGAGCCUCACCAUGUUUUGGGCACCUUGAAGAAACACCACCUGAUCAAUCCACUGGCGAACAUGCAAGACAGAGUGUGCAGGAAACAUGAGAAGCUCUUGGAUUUGUUCUGUAGCACCGAUCAGACCUGCGUGUGCCAGAUGUGCACCAGGAAAGACCACAGGUCCCAUCACACGGUGCCCAUAGACGAAGAGAGCAGAGUGAGGAGAGCCCAGAUAGGAAAGACGAAAGACGAGUUGGAGAAAAUAAUUGAGAGCCGCCUGCAGAACAUCAACAAGAUCAACCAGACCAUUCAGCUCAGCAGAGGAAACACUGAAAAGGAGAUUGAGGACAGUUUGCAAGUCUUCAAUAAACUUCUGUACCUUGUCCAGAGAGGCCAAGUGGAGGUGGUGGAGGCGAUUAGUGCGAAGCAGACGCAAAUCGAAGUCAAUGCCAGUGGACUUAUCAUAGAAGUGGAGCAGGAGGUCCAUGAGCUGAGAAGCAGAAGCACGGAGCUGGAGCAUUUCCUGCACAUCGAAGACGACCUCUACCUCAUCAACAACUCUCCAUCAGUCUCCUCACUCCCAGCCACGAACUGGCCUGACACCUGUUUGGAGAGUGCUGUGUAUGUGGGCGAGCUGAGGCGAGCGGUGAGGAGAGUUGCCUGUCAGCUGGAGGAGGCAGUGAAGGCCGAGGUGCGGAGGCUGUGCGAGGCUGAGUUCCAGAGGGCUCGGCAGUGCGCCGUGGAUGUGACUCUGGACCCAGACACAGCCCACCCCAAGCUGGUGCUCUCUGACGACAACAAGCAGGUCUAUCACGGCGACGUGGCCCUGAGUCUCCCAGAUACCCCGGAGAGGUUUUACCCCUGCAUUAGCGUUCUGGGGAAGGAAGGCUUCUCCUCGGGCAGGGUCUAUUUUGAGGUGCAGGUGAAGGGGAAGACAGAGUGGGAUAUUGGAGUUGCUCUUGAAUCCAUCAACAGGAAAGGAGGGAGUGUGCUGAACCCCGAAAGUGGCUACUGGUCCAUGGGAAUGAGAAAGGACGAGAGCUACUGGGUGCUGAGCAGCACUCCCAUCAGCCUGCCGCUGACCGAGAAGCUCCAAGUGGUCGGGGUGUACGUGGAUGUGGAGUGGGGGCAGGUUUCUUUUUACAGUGUGGACUCUGCUUCUCAUAUCUACUCAUUCACUGGUUGCUCAUUCAGUGAGAGACUAUUCCCCUACUUUAACCCGCAUCGUAAUCAUGAACAGGUCAAUUCUGCCCCUUUGGUCAUUUUACCCGUCCAUGUCAAAAGAUCUGUGUGAAUGUUUUUAAGAUAGUGUUUGUUUCUUUGUUUGCCUGAAUAAAGGUUUGUGUAUU